Messenger RNA from Alnus glutinosa, 2534 nucleotides. Its product is annotated as probable receptor-like protein kinase At2g42960. The transcript is spliced from 8 exons. Gene Ontology annotation, molecular function: protein kinase activity; ATP binding. Gene Ontology annotation, biological process: protein phosphorylation. Lineage: Eukaryota; Viridiplantae; Streptophyta; Magnoliopsida; Fagales; Betulaceae. The record is from RefSeq and is a predicted model, not a curated record. Bases 596 to 2122 code for a protein of 508 amino acids.
CGUGUUCACUUUCAUUUUUGCUUUUCCUUUACUGUUUCUCUCUCUGGUUUCCUCCAUUGCAAACCAAGCUUUCCAGCUUGCUGAGGUCCCUCUCUCCUCCAUCUAUAAACACAUAUACAAAACCCACCAACCAUUUUACCCACCUUUGCUUUUCUGUCCUUAAAUCCACCCCAUCUCUCUCUCUCUCUCUCUCUCUCUCUCUCUCUCUCUCUCUCUUCACUUUCCCUUCUUCAAAGAUUAGAUUUUUGUCUGGCCUUCCUCACCAUUCUUUUUUUUUUUUUAAUCAUUCUCUGAAUUCUUUUUGGCCCACCUGAGGCCACAAUCCCUACUUGUAAACUACUCCUCUCCAACUGUAUUUUCUGGGGCAUCUGGGUUUUUGUAGCCUUGUUUUGUUUGAGGUCUGCAUUGUUCUAUCUAUGCUUAUUGAGUCUCUGUUGGUUCGAAAAGAAGCCCUUCCUUUGCUUAUCUGGGUGCUCAAGGAAGAAGAUCAAGGGGGUUAACUUAGAUCACCAUAAAAGGUGGGUAUGUCUCUUUGGUACGGAAACUAAGCAGAUCAAGUCGGCUGUGAGUUUGAGAAUUCGCGGGGGCAUCAGAUAUGUCGUCUCAGAGUUCUUUGAAUACAGAACUAUCGAAAAAGACAUCAUUUUUGGGUUUGAAACUAUGGGUUUUGAUUUGCAUAUGUGUUGGUGCGUUUAUUGUUUUAAUUCUUUGUAUCUUAUCUGUAUGGGUCACAUUUCGGAGGAAGUCUAGGAGAUCCAUGGACAAAUUCUCUCUUUCCCAAAUACCCAAUGUUUCAAAAGAUAUCAAGGUUGACAGGGUUGGAACUCAGAGUUCUCAUGAAAGUUUAUUUCUUUCAAUCCAUGAUAAGUCAAGUGAUAAGAAUUCCGAGAAAACAUUAGUUCAUAUGGCCCCAAGCAAAUCGAGCGAUCCUGAUAACAUCAGUCAGUGCAGCUCAACUUAUCAUCAUGAGAGAGGGUUAAGUUCAAUGUCAUGGGAAGAAGGAAGCUCUGGGACUGCUAGGAAGCAGUCUUCAUUGUCGUAUGGAGGACCUGUGACAGCCUCUCCUUUAAUUGGCUUGCCAGAAAUUUCUCAUCUUGGGUGGGGCCACUGGUUUACUCUUAGGGAUCUAGAUUUUGCAACAAAUCGAUUCUCUGCAGCAAAUGUGCUUGGUGAGGGUGGAUAUGGGGUUGUUUACAAGGGGAGGCUGAUUAAUGGAACUGAGGUGGCUGUGAAGAAACUUCUUAAUAACUUGGGGCAAGCGGAGAAAGAAUUCAGGGUUGAAGUUGAGGCCAUAGGCCAUGUUCGUCAUAAGAAUCUUGUUCGACUCCUGGGCUACUGCAUUGAAGGAGUUCACAGGAUGCUGGUGUAUGAAUAUGUGAAUAAUGGGAACUUAGAACAAUGGCUACAUGGGGCAAUGCGCCAACAGGGCACCCUUACUUGGGAGGCACGCUUGAAGGUGAUCCUUGGUACUGCUAAAGCGCUUGCUUAUUUACAUGAAGCAAUAGAACCAAAAGUUAUUCACCGAGACAUAAAAUCAAGCAACAUUCUAAUUGAUGAUGAGUUUAAUGCCAAGGUUUCUGAUUUUGGAUUGGCAAAACUCUUGGAUUCUGGAGAAAGUCACAUCACGACUAGAGUAAUGGGAACAUUUGGUUAUGUGGCACCAGAAUAUGCAAAUACUGGCUUGUUGAAUGAGAAGAGCGACAUUUAUAGCUUCGGUGUCCUCCUUCUAGAAACAGUUACAGGAAGGGACCCUGUGGACUAUGGCCGGCCUGCUAAUGAGGUUAAUCUUGUUGAGUGGCUAAAGAUGAUGGUAGGAACAAAAAGAGCUGAGGAAGUUGUGGACCCAUACCUUGAAGUUAAACCCACCACACGUGCUCUAAAACGUGCUCUUUUGGUAUCACUUAGAUGUGUUGAUCCUGAUUCAGAUAAGAGACCCAAAAUGAGUCAGGUUGUACGCAUGCUUGAAGCUGAUGAGUAUCCACUUCGUGAGGAUCGAAGGAACAGAAAGAGCCGUUCAACCAGCUUGGAAAUUGACUCCAUGAAGGAAAUUUCUGGUCCAGCUGACUCUGAAAACAAGGCAGGGGAUACGGAGAGCCAUGUGUCUGAGACAUCCCAUGCGUAGGACUGACAAACGUUUUAUUUAGGUGAAUUAUUGCAUUCUCUCAGCCAGACAUAAGCCUUUCGGUAACUCCUCAAAUACUACAGAUCUCUAAGUUUGUUUUCUGGAAAAAAGCUUUUAGUUUUAUUGAAGGAAUUGAAUUGGCGAUAGCCCUGAAAGAGCAUGAAGGUUUGGCUGUGUGGCUAUUCAAGGAUUGAUAGAAGCUGCCUUCAGACCCAUAAACAUGUCUAAUGAGAGAGAGAGAGAGAGUGAGAGGGGGAGAGGGAGAGAGAGAGAGAGAGAGAGAGAGAGGGGUUCUUGUUGUACAGUCGUGUUUCAGACUGGUGAGCUGUCUGUUCAAUACAUGAUUGUAAUAUUUUCUUUUUUCUUUUAUUUUCUCUUGAUUACCACUAUUGAAUGACUCUUACUUGUUUUC